GGGACGUAAGGUUUUGACGUCACGGACUCACCCCCGUCACCCAGCGCUGGCGGAAGGAAGCGGCUGCUAGUGACUGUGCAAAGAUGAAUACCAGAGGGCUUGGAUCUCAGCUGAAGGAUUGUGUUCCAGUUUCUGAUUUUUCAGCAGGUGGAGCAUUUGAAAGCCAUGAUGUGAUGCAUAGAGGGUUUACAAAUGUGAAGAGUGAGCUUUUCCCUGUCCAUCCUUUGGAACUGUCGGAGAAAAAUUUUCCGUUAAGUCAAGAUAAAAUGAAUUUUUCUACUCUGAGAAAUAUUCAAGGGCUGCAUGCACCCCUGAAGUUGCAAAUGGAAUUCAAAGCAGUGAAACAGGCCCAGCGUCUUCCUUUCCUUCAUAGCUCUAACCUGUCUCUGGAUAUCUUGAAAGGCAGCUAUGACUGCAUUGGUUUUGAGGAUAUUCUGAAUGACCCAGCACAAAGUGAAGUAAUGGGAGAUCCUCAUCUGAUGGUUGAACACAAACUUGGUUUAUUAUAAUGCACACAUACACCAACCUUCUGUUCAUAAAAAAUGUUCCUUGUCUUUGUCCCCUGCAGAUUCAAGUAAACCAUAUUAAAUGGCAGUCAUACAAUGCUUGUUUUGAUACAGUCUGUCUGCUACCUUGAUGAAAAAGGCACAUUAAAUACUCUAAGUAUAUGACUUUUGUUCUGUGUUUACUGUCAAUAUAAAUGUCUUGUAAUUGGGUAUUUAAAAAAUCAGGAAAUACAUCUCUAUAUUCAGGGCUACAAUUAUUUCAUGUUUGCAGUUGUAGAAAUCUACACAUUAAAACAUCUAUAGAAAAAGGAAAUUUAAAAAGCGGUUUUAAGCUAUUAGAUUGGAUGUUCUUGUAAAAGAACCUUUUGCCAUUUAUAACUGAGUGUUUGCUGUUGAAUCUUUCUUUGUUCUUGAUGACAUGACAUGACAUCUUUUAAACAAUGAAUAAAAUUUUCUAUAAAUGCUGUGACUUCUCAAAA
Molecule: messenger RNA, 985 nt
Organism: Elgaria multicarinata webbii
Lineage: Eukaryota; Metazoa; Chordata; Lepidosauria; Squamata; Anguidae
Gene: POMP
Product: proteasome maturation protein
Exons: 6
Coding region: 84-509 (141 amino acids)
Biological process (GO): proteasome assembly
Cellular component (GO): nucleus; cytoplasm
Source: RefSeq, a predicted model, not a curated record